AUGGGGACAGGAGCAACUUCCUCUAAAGGAGGGUCGAAGGGAAAAUCCAAGGAUCCCCCGUUUUGUUUGUUGAAUCGUGAGGAUCGUAAAACUUAUGAUUUUCUCGUUUCAAAUAAGCGUCAAGUGAAGUCAACAAAAUUCCUCCAUAGGGAAUCUUUUGCUAGUCUUGGGGUGCUCGAUGGAGUCCAAGCGUUAUUUAACAACAUAGGGUGGGGUCAAUUCCUCCAUAACCGCGCCGCCACCUAUGUUGAACCCACCUUGGAAUUUCUUACCAUAUUCAAUCCCGAGGAGGAAGCCCAAACCGUCACCUUCCAAAUGCUCGGCGAGAAACGAUCUCUACCACAUCGGGUCGUGAAUGCUUUGAUGGGUGCUCCAGUGGACAACCUAUAUUACCAACAAGACCCAUGGCCCGGAAACUUCAAUGAACAUUACUUUUGGCAACAAAUUACCAAUGAGCCACAAUAUUCAUCGUCUUCGUCAAAGGCCUCCUCCAUAAUUCACCCAUGUUUGCGCCUAGCACAUAGAGUUCUCACAUGCACCAUUUUCGCCCGCUCCGAAGUAGGACAGAUUUCAAAGGCGGAAUUAUUUUUUCUUUGGUGCAUGACUCGUGAGAACGGUCCGCGGCCGGAUUUUGCCUCCUUUUUCUUCACCAAGUGUUACAACCUCACAACUAUGGACAAAGGAGACAUUUUCAUUGGGGGAUUAAUCACCCUCAUUGCAUCCUGGCCACCGCUUCAACUUCAUCUCUCUACUCUUCCAUUCGAGAAGGCUUCCGACCCCUCUAGUCUUGACGGCAACGCACUUCGCCGAAUGGAACUCAUCGGGAUUCGGUUGUCGGGCCCAUGUGGAUCCUUGACAACCAACCAUACCUCAUUCUCCCCCAUGAGUAUAUAG
Messenger RNA from Lactuca saligna, 894 nucleotides. NCBI's taxonomy places the organism in Eukaryota, Viridiplantae, Streptophyta, Magnoliopsida, Asterales, Asteraceae. The record is from the annotation of a GenBank genome assembly.